CGGCCUAUUUAAUUCUUCUCGUUGACGAAAGCCAGCCAACAUAGCAGCUCUCCAUCUUUACAGGGGCCUACUGUGGGGAAGUUUGGCAUGCCUUGUUUGGCAAUUUUCUUUUUACUUUCAAUUUUCUCGCCUUUCCUUUGUACUGUAUUUUCGUUUAGCAUGAUCUUGCAAAUCGUAUAUUGCGCUCGUGUGGAGGCUGUUAUGAACAAAAUUACACACAAACCAAAGCACCUCGACUGGAUCUGGUUGUGGGAUAUUCGUGAUGUGGUAUAUCAGAACGCCCAAGGUACUAUUUACUUGCUUAUUUAUUGUUUUGUAUCUCUUUUUUUUUUCAAGCUUAGUAGAAAGUUUGAUACAGUAUGUUGGGAUUAUUGUUCGGUAUACCCGAAUUGGUGUGUACUUGUAUUUGUCUAGUCUUUUCUUGUUUUUUUUUUUCUUGUGCUGGGCAGCAUUUUGGCAGGGCAAAUUGAGCGGAGUCUAUGAGGUGACAAAGAUGCGCAUAUAAGGGAUGGGGGUGGAGGUGAAGAAGAGAGAGCUGUGAUUUGUUUUUACUUUUUUUUCAUCGUUUGAAAGGGGCAGAAAGAAGAAUAAAUAUGAGGAGUAUUUUCGCGCGCAAGAUGAAUUCUUUAGUUUCCGUAUUGAGUGAUAAUUACUUGUAAUAUGAUCGUUUCUGGCUUAUUACUACCAGGCGUAUAGAUAAGGCUGUAUUCUUUAAAUUUAUUAUUCACGGCUGAAAUGUAUCGGAUAGAGAUGCCGCGGACUCAUUCUCGGGUGAAACUGUGCCCAAUUCUAAUGCAUGUCUGGUAUCAUCCACAGACAGAUUUCUUUUGGCAUUGUAUGUAAGUAGAUGGCAAUUGCAUUCGACGGAUAAUUGAUGCCGAGUCUCUGUUUCACCACGUCUGUGUACUGAGAACGAACGGCAAGAGAGCCGCAUUCCUUGGCCCUGCGCUUCGUUUCACAGAGGUUUGUCUGACGGGUGCUUGAGGACAGACUACGUCACUUGAUGUUGCCUUGCACUCGAUAAAAGAAAAUCCAGGGGCCUCUGGGAGCACACGAACUUUACGGGAAUUUGCUAUAGAUUGCAAAAAAAAUGAUGAAUGCUACAUCCGAAGUAAAAAAAAGUCCGGGCAGAAAUUCACCGAGAAGUGCGAAAUACGCGUUUUGACACGAAUUGACACCAAAAACGUCAUACACGUGGUAGUGUGGCUGAUGCUCCUUGUUUUUCUAUGGCGUGUAUUGUGGCGAAGCUACGGUGGGGCGGAUGAGGCUUAGCUGCUGGAAGAAGCUUUCCCGUUUUGGGAACGAGGCUCGCAUGGGAUUUCCUGCUUUGGGACGGGAGGGAUUCGAGUGUUUGUUUCUUUCUUUUGUUUUAGAUGGGCAAUUUUACGCGGUUGGGAAGUAUGUUUGGCGUUUUAUUUCAAUCUUUGUUUUUGGCAAUUGAUGGAUGGACGAUGACAGCCUUUCUUUGUUGAAUGAAAUCUGCCGAAUAAUUGAUUCGUACACGUAUAAAAUACGCGGAGUGAAAACAAAGAGAAGGGGGAAGCGGUAGACGACCCUUGGAGACGCGCGUGGGGUUCCUGUUUUCUUGAUAAAGCUUGGAUCGUUUCCUUGGAGUUGUGGGGAUGGGCUGAGCUGAAGCUGGCACUAACAAACUACGCAGGACGGACGGCAGAUAACUUGUGUAUGCCGAUUUGUGGAAUGCAAGUGCCGUUGGAAGGUUGUAGUCGCUUCGGGAGUUUUUAUUUUGGGUGAGAGUGUGACUGCGGGUGAGAAGGAGGCGAUCCUUCUGGGCCGUGGUUUGCAGGCCUUGUUUGUCUCAUCCCGGCCGAUGUGUCUCGGGAAUCGGGCUGCUGUCCAAGGGGGGGGGGGGACGAUUCGCUUUUCUCGAUUAGAUAUUAAUGGUUGCUUCUCACAUCUGCGUUCAAUGUGUGAUUGUACGCUGUCGUUGUAACACAAAAUGAUGACGACGCUGGAUGACCAGCACUGAAAAAACUUGAAUGUACAUUCUGUGCUACCAAUGACUGAAUCGAAUGGCGGUGGACAGAGCCGGCUGUUUCGUCCACGGCGCAUUUCUUGCACGCCGAUUACAGCGCCAAGACGCCAACGUGUUGUUGCGCCCACUGCGAAUGCCUGCUGGUGCUGGUCGCUAGCGCAUAAACAGCGGAGCCUUGGCUACGCUGCGAUGAUGUAGCCCUAGGGGAGGAGGGCGGCUGGUGAUUGGGCGCUGUUCCAAGCCCGACCUUGGUUGCGUCUCUCCACUAAGCUUAAAGGUUAUGGAGCUGAAGGUGAACCCUGGAAUCAAUAGGGAGUUGGGGCUACGAGAUGCUGCGUGUAGUGGUUUACUGGUAUUAC
Molecule: messenger RNA, 2352 nt
Organism: Trichoderma atroviride IMI 206040
Lineage: Eukaryota; Fungi; Ascomycota; Sordariomycetes; Hypocreales; Hypocreaceae
Source: RefSeq, a predicted model, not a curated record